Molecule: messenger RNA, 594 nt
Organism: Lycium ferocissimum
Lineage: Eukaryota; Viridiplantae; Streptophyta; Magnoliopsida; Solanales; Solanaceae
Product: secreted RxLR effector protein 161-like
Exons: 1
Coding region: 1-594 (197 amino acids)
Source: RefSeq, a predicted model, not a curated record
AUGAGCAUGAUGGGAGAGCUAACUUUCUUUCUAGGACUGCAAAUAAAGCAAUCGACUAAGGACACAUUCAUAAGUCAAACAAAAUACACGAAGGAGCUCAUCAAGAAAUUUGGCUUGGAAAAAGCAAAGGCUUUUGGAACUCCGAUGAGUCCAUCCACAUGCCUAGAAACAGAUGUGCCAGGCAAAGAUGUCGAUGAAAAGAUCUACAGAGGAAUGAUUGGAUCACUGCUGUAUCUCACUGCCAGUCGACCAGACAUAAUGUUCAGCGUGUGUAAAUGUGCACGAUUCCAAUCGGCUCCCAAGGAAUCUCACUUAACUGCGGUCAAAAGGAUCAUCAAAUAUCUUAUAGGAACUCAAGAAAUUGGGUUAUGGUAUCCAAACUCAGAUAAUUUUGAUCUAAUUGGUUUUUCAGAUGCAUAUUUUGCAAGUGAUAAAACUGACAGAAAAAGUACCAGUGAUACCUGUCAAAUAUCGGGUGACUUGCUUAUUUCAUGGCAGAGUAAAAAACAGACUCCAGUCGCCUUGUCUAUAAGUGAAGCUAAGUAUUUGGCUCUCGGCAGUUGUGGAACUCAGUUACUAUGGAUGAUGCACUAG